GCGGCGGGGGACAAGAUGGCGGCGCCGCCUCAGCCGCCGCCUCAGCAGGCGCCGCCGCCCCAGGCGGCCGGGUCGGGGUCGGGGUCGGGCUCCGCGCCGGGGGCGGGGGCCCAGCCGCCGCCGCCGCAGCCGCAGGCGGCGUUGUUGGCCACGCAGGCGCAGAUCCAGGGGGCGGCGGCGGCGGCGGCGGCGGCUCCCGGGGGGCUCCAGCAGCAACAGCAACAGGACUUCGACCCGGUGCAGAGGUACAAGCUGCUCAUCCCGCAGCUCAAGGAGAGCCUGCAGAACCUAAUGAAGGUGGCUGCCCAGAACCUGGUCCAGAAUACCAACAUCGACAACGGCCAUUUGCCCUCCGCCUCUCCUUGUUGCAGGAAGAGCAGCGAUGGUGCCCUGCAGCGCUUCGACAAGAGCCUGGAGGAGUUCUAUGCCCUCUGUGACCAGCUGGAGCUCUGCCUGCGUCUGGCCUACGAGUGCCUGUCCCAGAGCUUCGACAGCACCAAGCACUCGCCCACGCUGGUGCCCACGGCCACCAAACCGGACGCGGUGCAGGCCGAGAGCCUCCCCUACACCCAGUACCUGAGCAUGAUCAAGGCCCAGAUCUCCUGCGCCAAGGACAUCCACAACGCCCUGCUGGACUGCUCCAACAAGAUCACCGGCAAGCUGCCCGCCCCCGGGGGCCUCUAGCCCGGGCCACCGCCUCCUCCACCAGCCCCGGCUCUGACCCGGCCCCAGCUGGAGGACCCGGGGGGGGUGGGGCGGGACGGGACGGAACGGGCGAGAUUGAAACUGGACCUUUGGGGCAGCUCGGUCGGGGGGGCUGGGAGGGGGGGUAUCCAGUGGGGCAAGGCGUCGGGUGGGGGAGAGUCUCUUGUAUGAAGAACCUCAACCUGCAAA
This is a messenger RNA of Ornithorhynchus anatinus (platypus), 894 nucleotides long. RefSeq names its product mediator complex subunit 29 (gene MED29). Gene Ontology annotation, cellular component: mediator complex. Gene Ontology annotation, biological process: regulation of transcription by RNA polymerase II. Bases 16 to 684 code for a protein of 222 amino acids. The record is from RefSeq and is a predicted model, not a curated record. The transcript has 4 exons. Gene Ontology annotation, molecular function: transcription coregulator activity; transcription factor binding. Lineage: Eukaryota; Metazoa; Chordata; Mammalia; Monotremata; Ornithorhynchidae.